CACGCCCGGAUGCGUUGAGACUUCCUUUUUUCUCUUGGAUAUUCUGCCCCUCCGUCAUCCAGCUUUAGCCCGAACGCCAGCCGCAGCAGCGCAAGCACGCGCGGCCAACCUUCAUUCAUCUCUAGCGAUCCUCCGACGCCGCGUUUCUGCCCUGAGGAUUCUUUAUAACGUUACAAAAAGUACUAGUAGAGCAUCACAACCUCUCCCAGCCAGACGCCCAUCAUGAAGAUGCUGUCGCCCGGCUUUCCGAUGCGGCGGUCGUCCGGCCUGGUGCGGUACGGCGUCUUGGCGGCCAUUCUGCUACUGGCCUUGUACACCUUCAGCCACAGCUCAUCAGAUAUCACUCGUCUACCGCCUUUACCAGCAGGCCAGGCCGCGCCAGGAAGACCAUUGCAACCCCCCAAUUCAAAUCCCGCUGGCAACGAGGCUCCUGUCAUCCCAGGAGGCGCAAAGGCACCCGUCGCGACGGCGCCAGCGUCAGAGGGAACCACCAAGCCAGACUCUGAUAACCAGGAGCCUAUCCACAACUCUCUUCCUCCGCUCGGCCCUCCACCCACCGCCGGCGGCCACCCCAUUGACAAGCUCGUAUACGAUGCCCAGAUGACGUUUGCCGAGUUGACUUCGAAGGAAUCCAAAACGGUGGAAGAGGCUGCUCAGGCCUAUCGCAAGCGCCGUGGCCGCCACCCUCCACCCGGCUUCGACAAGUGGUUCGAGUUUGCUCGCUCCAAGAAUGCAGUCAUUGUUGAGGAUUUCUUCGACCGCAUCUACCAGGACCUCCAGCCCUUCUGGGGUCUUGACCCGGCUGUCAUCCGUAAAGAGGCGUGGGACUUUGAAAUGACAAUCAAUAUCCGCGACGGCAACGCCACUGCGCGAAGUGACUUCUUCUGGACCAAAAUUUGGCUCAAGAUGAUCAAGACAAUCGACCACUUGCUGCCAGAUAUGGACAUUGCACUCAACGCCAUGGACGAGCCCAGGCUGGUUGUCCCGUGGGAGGAAAUGGCCGGUUACAUGAAGAAUGCAUCUAAGACGAUCAAGAUGCCCAAGUCCAAGAACGUCAUCAGCGAGUUCCAGAAGCUGCCUCGCCCCGGUACCGGCGACGUCGAGGUCAAGACGCGCUCCAAGAACUGGGAAAAAACAAAGCCUUACUGGGCCAUUGCUCGACGCGGCUGCCCUCCUGACAGCCUGGCUCGAGUGGAAGAUCUGAGGAAAACCGCAGAUAAAACGCCCGCCAUUAACUCGUCAUAUGCCGAACCCCACAUGUACAAGGGCUUCGUCUCCAACUUUUCAAUGUCCACCGAAAUUUGCCAUCAGCCUGACCUGCAAGCCUUGGAGGGCAUUUUCAUCGAGCCGAUUUCUACUUCUGCAUCCAAGGUCUUGUUUCCCAUGUUUGGUGGCUCCAAAUUGGGAGUCAACAACGAGAUUUUACUACCUGCACCCAUGUAUUGGAACGAGGAGGAGCGCUUCACUGGUGGUGAUAACCACGGCGUUUCCUGGGAGGAGAAGGAGAACAAGGCCAUUUGGCGCGGUGUCGCGACCGGAGGUCAGAAUACCGUGCACAAUUGGCGAGGGUUCCAACGCCACAGAUUUGUCGCCAUGAACAAUGGCACCACAGUUUCGCGAGUGGAACAUGGAGAAAAGGCCGAUAACUUUGCACUACCGGGCGAGGAAUACAACCUACAAGCUCAAAAAGAUGGCAAGCUGGGCGAGUGGAUCGACCAAUGGGCUAACAUCAGUUUCACGGAUCUCAGCUGCACUCCCCCGCAAAACGGAAAGUGCAACUACACGAGCCAUUAUUUCAAGCCAACUAAGGGAAUGAAGAUGGCAGAACAGUUCGAUUCCAAGUACAUCCCGGACAUUGAUGGAAACUCCUUCUCUGGCCGUUACCUUGGCUUCUUGCGAUCCACCUCCCUCCCUAUCAAGGCCACCGUCUGGCAUGAGUGGCAUGAUAGCCGCCUGGUUGCGUGGAAGCACUUUGUCCCCAUGGAUAGCCGUUUCAUCGAUUACUACGGCAUCAUGGAGUACUUCCUCGGAUACGAGGGACGCAACGGCCACGACCACGUGGCGGAGAAGAUAGCCACCGAGGGCAAGGAGUGGGCCGAUAUGGUGCUGCGCAAAGAAGACAUGCAGAUCUAUGUAUUGCGGCUGCUGUAUGAAUAUGCUCGAUUACUCGACGAUAAGAGAGAGAGUCUGGGAUGGGUGGACGAUGUCCUGAAAAACCCGUCACUGGAGAAGACAUGGAACUGGUGGUGGUAAUGACUCUUUUUCUUCCUUCUUAUUUCUUCUCCGCCCUCCCCCUCUUCUCCUCCCCACCAUUUGGUUUUCUUUCAUUUACUUUUUUCUCGCAAUAAUCGAGUGUGACGAUGCAUGAGUUGGAACAGUUUGGGACUUGGAUAGGCCUGCGGCGUUUGGCGUGGAAGUCGUUUUACGCUUCUCCAUAUCGGCAAGUAAAUUACGGUGAAGGUCUGUUUGUAACGAAAACUGGCGGACGACAGGCGAUUUGAAAAUUGAUACCUGGUUAAGAGAGUGGCAGGACUUGGGGAAUUAUGUUGCACUACCAAUCCAGCAUGGCUUUUUUAACUGGCAUGAUGUUAUUUUUGUUUUCUUAUUCUCUUAUUGUUCUCUUCUUCUUCACGCCAUUUUGAUAAUACCAUUUUUUUUUCCGCCUGAAAAUACUGAGCCACUGUGAUGACGGGG
Messenger RNA from Trichoderma harzianum CBS 226.95, 2694 nucleotides. Its product is annotated as glycosyltransferase family 90 protein. The transcript has 2 exons. The coding region runs from base 223 to 2253 and encodes 676 amino acids. The record is from RefSeq and is a predicted model, not a curated record. NCBI's taxonomy places the organism in Eukaryota, Fungi, Ascomycota, Sordariomycetes, Hypocreales, Hypocreaceae.